This is a messenger RNA of Leguminivora glycinivorella, 2660 nucleotides long. RefSeq names its product gastrula zinc finger protein XlCGF46.1-like. Gene Ontology annotation, cellular component: nucleus. The record is from RefSeq and is a predicted model, not a curated record. Gene Ontology annotation, molecular function: zinc ion binding; RNA polymerase II transcription regulatory region sequence-specific DNA binding; DNA-binding transcription factor activity, RNA polymerase II-specific. The coding region runs from base 137 to 1672 and encodes 511 amino acids. The transcript is spliced from 4 exons. Gene Ontology annotation, biological process: regulation of transcription by RNA polymerase II. NCBI's taxonomy places the organism in Eukaryota, Metazoa, Arthropoda, Insecta, Lepidoptera, Tortricidae.
GUUUUGGUGCAUGUUCAGUGAUUUUCGGAUUUUUCGGUUCGGUUGCAUUGCGUAUUGUUAUUUCUUGUUUGCUCAUCAAGUCUAAAUUCGCAUUAAGUAGUUUAGUCGACGCAAAGCAAGGGGAGCUUUGUCCGGAAUGGACGUGAUAAAUUCCUGUCACUGCUGCCUGCAGGCUCCUCCGUACAAGGACCUGGCGACGCCGUAUGAUCUCGGCGCAACGGAGACAUAUGCCGACAUGCUGAAAUACUGCUUCGAUUUACAUUUACGACAGGAUGAAAACAUCUCACGAGGGAUUUGUUUAAUGUGUGUGAGCCGCCUGCAAGAUGCAAGGGAUUUCAAGUUACAAGUGCAACAAUGCCAGGCGAAGCUGGAGGGACAGCAUGUUAAAGUGUCUAGACCAGCGGAGCUUCUCGUUAAGUCGGAAAUUGAUGAUGAUGAUAACUUAGUAUUUACUGUGUUAAAAGUUGAGCCCCCUUCCGAGAUGGCUAGUCUCAGCAGAGAGAACUCAUACGCCCACGAAGGCUGUAAUGAAGAAUCAAAAAAUAAGUCUGGCAUAGAAAAAAACUUGCAAGAAACAUACAUAAUGUCCAGAGCUACAUAUGACUCAACAACCCAGGAAAAAAGUGAUACCGAAACUUGUAGUAACACAACACAUAAGAUUGAGGAAAUAGAACACGGUGUUCAGAAUUUUACGCAGAUGGUUUACGACUCGAAACGUCGUCCAAAAACCAUUUUUAAUUGUAAUCAUUGCAGUUUCACAGCUCCAUUUAAAAGUUUAAUACUAAAACAUCAAGUGAAACACGAAAGAAUCAGUUUUAAGUGUGACCACUGCAGUUACACAACUACAUAUAAAAAAAAUAUACAGCGGCAUGUAAUGAGACAUAUGGGAAAAAACAGAUUGGAUUGUACUCUAUGUAGUUUCACCUCUCUGUUUAGAAGUCACAUGAUCCGACAUCAAAUGACACACACAGGAAAAACAAACACCCUGCUUAAUUGUGAUCAUUGCAGUUACACAACUCCGUUUGAAGGAUACAUGCGCCGUCAUAAAAUCUCACAACACACAAACAAAGAUAGAAAACGUUUCAUGUGCAACGUAUGUGCAUGUCAGUACAAUUCAAAAAAAUACUUGAAAAUUCAUCUGAUGCGCCACGCUGGCGAAAAGCCUCUAAAGUGCAGCAAUUGCACCUACAAAUGUACAACUAAAAUGGAUUUAAAAAGGCAUGAGACGGUACAUAGCGGGGAGAAACCGUUUCAGUGCAAUCAAUGUGAUUACAAGAGUAACACAGGCACUCAUUUACGAAGACACAUUGGUGCUGUACAUUUGCGAAAUAAAUCGCAUAAAUGUACUUAUUGUGAUUACAAAACUGAUGAAAAGACACGUUUAAAUCGUCACCUGAUGACACAUACGGGUGAAAUGCCGUUUAAAUGUGAUUUGUGCGACUACAAGUGUCGAGUUAAAGAGCACCUACGUUUUCACCAGAUGAAGCACACAGGUGAAAAGCCGCAUAAAUGUAGCUACUGUGACUUUAGGUGCAUCCGGAAAUCGGAUUUACCGGCUCACCUGCGUACACACACUGGGGAAAAGCCUUACAAAUGCAACCACUGUAACUACUCGAGCACCCAGAAACAUGUUUUAGUUGGGCAUAUGAAAUCGAAACAUUUUAGUGUGUAAGAGAAUGUCAAGGAACGGGUGCCGAGGUAUCAACAAAAAUGCAUACAAUAUUGAAUACUUGCGUUUACUGUCACGGUUAGAAAUGUAAUGUGAAUAUAGAAAAUCUUAUGAUUAAUUACAACUAGGUUAUGUAGGAGAUUUUAAUGCGUAUGCAAAAAAAUGACGUUCUACUUUUGGACAGAGUGACCGCUUGACGACCGGCCUGGCUCGGUCGAUAGAAACCCUGCCUGCUAAGCCGCGAUCCUGGGUUCGAAUCCCGGUAAGGGCAUUUGUGUGAUGAGCACAGAUAUUUUUUCCUGAGUCAUGGAUGUUUUCUAUGUAUAUAAGUAUGUAUUUAUCUAUUUUAGUAUGUAUAUCGUCGCUUAGCACCCAUAGUACAAGCUAUGCUUAGUUUGGGACUAAGUUGAUCUGUGUAAGGUGUCCCCAAUAUUUAUUUAAAAAAAAGUCCAGAUGCAUCAAUUGCAUUAAGAUGUUGUUUUGGGUCAGAUAGCAUAUAAAUAAAUAAAUAUUAUAGGACAUUCUUACACAGAUAGCAUAUGCAUAGUUACAAAAGUGUACAUCUUUGUACAUAGUAAAUGCUGAGAAGCUUUGCAAGUGUAGCCACUAAAGCUACGCGAGUACUUAUGAAAAAUAUAUGAGUGUGUUCCCACCUCAUCGCUUAUCAUAAAGUCGAGAUUUGCUUGUACCUUUAUAUGAAGAAACUCACAAAGCAGCUUUAUAGCAAUCGACAAAACGUUAACAAUCCGAUCCUAUUUGUUAACUAAACUCCUUCUGAAAUAUGUCGUCUAUCAAAGAUUAUACAAAAGUUAAUCUUGACAGUUAAAACAACAGAUUUUUAUUCCCACGCACAGGUCUCUUGUCUUGUCUAAACAUACGAUUAAAAAUGAAUUUAUGUGAUUAAUUUUGUAAUGAUUUUUGCGUACCUAUUUUAAUACUACUACCGUACUGCUACUACUGCGUACUAAAUUCAUUACGGAUAUUAAAUUUG